GCGCUCCCGUACGAGACUGACACGGCCGGGGAACGCUCCCAGAUCGCCGCCGCGUAGCCUUCCGCCACCGGGUUCGACGAGGGAGCCAGGGCACGCAAGGCGGCCUAUAGCCUAUAGGGAGAGUAGGUCGUGGAUUUUUGGGGAUGCGGCCCAGAGGCGCGGCAACGUCGUGGGUUGUGGGGCGGACGCGCAUCUCUACGACGACCUGGACGCCGCCGCCAUCCCGGCGCUCCUCGGCUCCUGCUUCGACGGCGAUAACGUCGAUGCUCAAGCCUGUACCAGCUCCACUACGCCGCGAAGCCAUGGUUCUUCCAUCCCACACUUAUCUUCUCAAGGAAACACACAUCAGUAUUCUUCAUAUGGUGGUGGAUACUAGAGUGGUAGUACAACAAAAAGGAUUGAUAUCCCAAAUGGAAGGUUGGUGUUAUCAUUGGAAAUGCUGGAGAAACUAUAAAGCAUAUCCAACUUUAGUCAGGGGCAAAGAUAAGUAACAAGGGACAUGGAUGUUCAACCCGGAUCACGGACAAGAUUGGCUGAUCUUUUGGGCACUCCUGACCAGAUAAGCAGAGCUGAGCAGUUGAUAAGUGAUGUUUUUGCAGAGGCUGAUGCUGGCUCAUUUGGCACUAUCUCUAGUUGUGUUGAGCAAUUCUAGAUGCAAAUUGCUAACAACAAGUUCGGCUGCGCUCUGACUCUUCGUCGAGGAGCAUGCGCAGUGCGGUGGUGCGGUGGCCUCAGAAGGUGGGGCGCCGACACCUGCAGCUUGUGCACAGUGGCGAGUCCAUGCAUCUCCUGCGCCCCGCAACCUUCUCCUUCCCGGCACAGUAGGAGCAGGAGCAAGGAUGCCGAGGCGGUUCAGGUGAAUAGUGCUUUAGCUUCAAUGACCAAUUUUAUUGCUAAAUAUUUUUCCCACUGGAUGUGUCGAAGAAUAUACAACUUGUCGCGAGGAAGAGUAGGAAGAUCAGGCAGAGAGGGUUUCACAUACCUCUUCUACACUGACAAGUCUUCGCUUUCCAGGAUUGCCAUGGGAGCUUUGGAUGGUGGUCUUGAUAUUCCGCACAGUGACAAGAGACUUGCUGGCUUCAAGAAGGAUAAGAAGCAGCUGGGCGCUGAGAUUCACCGCAAAUACAUCUAUGAAGGUCAUGUUGCUGACUACAUGAAGAGAGGGACGAAUCCGGCCACCAGGGCAAAAGAUCAGGGUGGAUCCAAGCCAUCACCGCCUCUCCCUUACAACCAGGUGAUAAUUGGGUGGGAGCAAAAAGGAGAGCAGGCAAUGACCCUCUUCAAAUUUGGCUUCGAUAAGGAGAGCAGGCAAUGACCCUCUUUCAGUUUGGCGUCGGUAAGGCCAGAAUGACAGGCCUAGGCUCCUGUGGGAAGGGAUGAAUUGAACAAGGAGGUAGGACGACGUGUUUGUUCUUCAACCAUGCCCCUCUGAAACCUAGAAAAUUGGGGGAAAUCAUGGCUAGAGCAUAUGUGAACUUGGCCUCCGGUCAUUUUAGUCAGGUUUCUGGUUUUGCUUGGGAGAGUAUCAUGUGUUUCCCAUUUGUUUAUUUAAAUCAUUUGUAUCUAAUUCUUGUGAACUAGAUCGUGCUUGGGAGAGUAGCAUGUGUUCCCCAGCAAGCAUGUUGCUUGCUGAUUUUAGAUUAUUGAUUUAGUUACAUACAUAGACCUUUUGGACGGUUGGCUUGGCUGUUUGGAUCUGUUUUUAUGCAGGGAAAACCGUAUUCCAAUCAUAAAACUGAUACAACGGGCACACUAAUAUGACUGCUGUACUUUGAAUUCGACCAUUUGAUUAUUCAGGAGAUAUGUGUCAAAAGAAGAAAAAAAGGUGUGAACCAUUUGAUCGCUGGGUAGAUGUGUGUCAAGGAAAUAAAACAGACAACAUGUUUGUUCCUUUGGAUAUAUGCUGUCAAACAGAAAAUUCUUUUAAUUUAUAGGGGCGAAAGAAUUGUUGUUUGAGUUAUAAGUCUUACCCCUACUCGCUUUCGAUGUUCAGUUCACUAAUUCCCUGCUCUUUCCUUAAUUUCCCCCUUCUAGAUUAUGCUUCACUGUCAACUAUCUGCUGUAGAAGAACCAGAGCUGUCUGGGAUGAGGAUGUCAUCCUGCCAGCUUGCCGACGACGACAACAAAGAAAAUAGGUUGGCCAAGCUGCUAGGACAAAUAUGAAGACUAACUGGUGAGUAGUGUAAGUGAACAUUGUUUGCUGUUUUUCUUUCCGGUGUGGGUUUACUAAACUUUCUAUGUAUGAAUUUCCCCUCAUAUUUUCUUCCUGGGUUGAUAAAAACUGAACAAUAUAAUUAAAUCUCUCGUGUCCAAUACUCGCUUCAAUGUAGGACGACUACAUAGUCAAGGAUAGUUCUAACUGUUAGAGUUAUAAUAUAGGUCAUGUACCCCUUUGUAUUUAUCCCGUUGUAUAAGGGGUUUUCUGCAUAUGUUCCACACCUGUACAUGUAUAUAUAUCGGCCUAUGGCCU
This is a messenger RNA of Triticum aestivum (bread wheat), 2470 nucleotides long. RefSeq lists its product as uncharacterized. Gene Ontology annotation, molecular function: structural constituent of ribosome; 5S rRNA binding. Bases 653 to 1315 code for a protein of 220 amino acids. Gene Ontology annotation, cellular component: ribosome; cytosolic large ribosomal subunit. Gene Ontology annotation, biological process: ribosomal large subunit assembly; translation. The transcript has 11 exons. The record is from RefSeq and is a predicted model, not a curated record. Lineage: Eukaryota; Viridiplantae; Streptophyta; Magnoliopsida; Poales; Poaceae.